CAUGAUGGCGGAGGCGCUGGAGCGGUGGCUCCGGGAGGAGAUGGAGCUGCCGCCCUCCGCCAUCCCCUCCCCGGCCGCGCUCCGCAGGCUCUGCUCCGGCCCCGCAGCCCCCAUUUGGGAUUACGUCAUCCGCCACGUCCGGAACCAGCGGAACGUGAAGAAGAUCCGAGGAAAUCUGCGCUUGUACGGGCACCUGCAGGAGCUGGAGGCCGCUCCGGCUCGGCCGGGCCAGCAGGGGGCGCUGCGCGCGGCUGUGGAGCGGCUCCGGAAGGAGGUGCGGGACCUGGGGGACGCCAUUGCGGAUGCACAGGAGACGGCGCAGCGCCUCGACGCCUCGCUGGACGAGGCGCAGAGCCGGCGGUGGGCGGAGCUUCAGCGAGGGGCGGAGCUUCGGCUGCUGGGGGCAGAGCUUCAGCGAGGGGCGGAGCCGGGCCCAGCUGGGCUGCGGGACGGCCACGAGGGGGCGCUGAGGGCAAUCCAUAAAAGGCCGGGCCAAUCCCGGGAGGAGCUGUCGGCCAUCUUGGCCGCAGGGGCAGAGCCGGAAGUGCUGGUGUCAAUCAAGGCCCUGUGCAAGGCCAGGGAGGCGGAGCUCCAGAGGCCACACCCACACAGAGCUGCCAAUCACCCCGGGAAGGCUGAGGAGGCUCCAGAUUGGUCGGAACAGGCUGAGGCUGUACUGAUUGGCCACAGCCCAGAGGCGGUGCUUUGGGCGCUGGAGGUCCUGGCCAAUCAGAGCACAAGAGCUCUCCUGGCUGGCCCCACCCCCUCAGCCGAGGCCCCGCCCACCCUGAAGAGCCUCCUGCAGCUCCAUUUGCAGCAGCGCCUGCGGUUCCUGAGCGCCGCCACCAGGGGGCGCCGAGCGGCGCUGAAACCGCUGCAGGAGCAGGUUGUGGGCGUGGUGCAGGCGGGGCCGGGCUUGGCCCUUCCCCCUCUGGAGGGGGCGUGGCUGCGGCGCCGGCAGCUGGCACUGGGAGCACUGGGAGCACUGGGAGAGGAGCCCCGCCCCCCGGCACAGGCCACACCCCCUCUGCGGGGGCUGGCACGGGAGAUGGGCGUGGCACAGGGUUUGGGGGGCGUGGCCAAGCCCGCCCCCAUCCCCUUGUGUCCGUCAGGGCUCGCUGCUGUCCCAGGCGGCCAUCUUGCGUCAGCAGCUCCGCCAGGGGGCGCUGCGCCUGCGCCGGGGGGCGGGGCCUGUCCUGGGGGCGGAGACAGAGCCGCUGGCCCCACCCCCCCUCACCGUGGAUGUGGCCGAGCUGCUGCCCCGGCUGCGAUUGGUCAGAGAAGGCUGCGAGCAGCGAAUCAGGGACUGGCCCCGCCUCCAGGAGCUCGUCAGCCAAUGGUGGGCCCAGCCGGCUCAGUGGGUCCUGGCCACGCCCCCUGGCUGCGCCCCCUUCUCCCAUUGGCUGCAGCGCUGGAGAGACGCCGCCCACGCCUUGCAGGCCACGCCCACCCCCGAGGAGGCCCCACCCACCCCCGAGGAGGCCCCACCCACCGUUGGGAAGGGGGAGGAGUGAGCGGAGGAGGCUCCGCCCAUCUGAAGCACUCUGGAGGUUCUGAUUGGUUGGGAAUAAAAUGGUGUGGGGAAAGGGGCAUGGCCUGA
This is a messenger RNA of Melozone crissalis (California towhee), 1600 nucleotides long. RefSeq names its product HAUS augmin-like complex subunit 5. Gene Ontology annotation, biological process: spindle assembly; centrosome cycle. The transcript has 15 exons. NCBI's taxonomy places the organism in Eukaryota, Metazoa, Chordata, Aves, Passeriformes, Passerellidae. The record is from RefSeq and is a predicted model, not a curated record. Gene Ontology annotation, cellular component: HAUS complex; centrosome. Bases 2 to 1600 code for a protein of 532 amino acids.